Molecule: messenger RNA, 4584 nt
Organism: Exophiala oligosperma
Lineage: Eukaryota; Fungi; Ascomycota; Eurotiomycetes; Chaetothyriales; Herpotrichiellaceae
Exons: 2
Coding region: 295-4437 (1380 amino acids)
Biological process (GO): regulation of transcription by RNA polymerase II
Cellular component (GO): mediator complex
Molecular function (GO): transcription coregulator activity
Source: RefSeq, a predicted model, not a curated record
CUUCUAUCCUCUUUUUCAUUAAAAACACUCAUUGAAAGAGAUAUUGUUGUUAGAUCUACCAUUUCCUGUAACAGUCGAUUGCAUCUCGGACCUUUGAUCGAAUUAACACCACGUUGGCAUAGAAGCUCCGGCUCUAGGCCGUGUUCCCAGAGCAUCAACCUUGUACUUUCCCAAGUGCUCAAGAUUGUGGACAUCGCUUGCAUCAGAAUCACCUCCUUCGUCAUAGAAUGCACCGAAUCUGGCCUGGACUUCUCUUCUUGUGCUUCAAUCAGCACAUGAUAUUGGUUCCGCCGAAUGGUUGAAGUAAUGGCUACCAAUCUUGAUUACCCCAGCAAUUGCGCCACCAAUGUGUAUACUCUUAAUGACUUUGGCGAGAUAGCAUACAUCGUAUGUACGGUCGCAACUCCGCCUACACAAGACCCAGCAGCAUUUACAUCGACACCGGAGGCCACCCUAGCACGGCUCCGGAGAACUGAACGUCAAUUCAGGGAAGCUUCUAUUCUUGCUGCCCUUGACGUUGAUAAUCGUCAGCUAUUUACCUUUUACAAAAAGGUCGACAUUGCAAACGCAAAGGAUCAAAAGACCUUGCUGACAAAAUUCGGUUAUGUCCUUCGUAGCAAUACCUGCACGAUCGCUUAUAAAACGGCCGCCCGCUUGCCAGAUUUGAUGAAGCCGGACCAAGCACGGUUGUACCGUUUAUUCACGACCGCCAUCAUCUCGAGCAUCAAGCUCCUUCCCAAUGGUGAUUCGACACUACAGCCGUUCGGCCCGAAGCUUUACAUUGUUAGGCGGGGUGAGUCUGAUACCGAAGUUGAUCACUUUGAGCCAAGAAACAUCUGGACUCUUUACAGAAUAGAUGUACAAGUCAUUCCGAGCGGCCAGAUCGUUCUGACUAUUCUGAAAGAACGCCACCACGUAUUUCGUCGGGUUCUUGAUCUUGGAAAAGAACUUGAGCUCGAGCGAAGUGCAAUUCCAUGCAACUACCCUGUUUAUUUGGCACCUCUAGGGCGUGUGGCUCGCUUAACGAGCAAUGCAAAUGGUGCUACGUCAACAAUCCUCAACUACGAUGAAGGACAGGAUGCUGUUCCUAGCCAUGAAGUCGCCCCUGAGAAGGAGCUAUGGAAAGAGGUACUCCCGGCAUGGCUGAGCGAGCAUACAAAUAUAACUCUGGACCAUGGGAAUGUUACGUGGGUGGAAGUGCAAGUCGCAGUUCACGAUGUUGAACCGUCUCCAGCAGACAACACCACUGCUUCAAGCCCACCGAGUAGCAAAUUAGGGUCAAUCUCGUGGAAAACUCUAUUAUGGCCUUCUAGUCUCUGCUUUACCCUGGACAAAGGACGUACUGGACUGGCCGAAACUUUCGGUGGUAACCAGGAUCCUAUUCGGUUUGUUCGAGACUGGCUGGUCGGCACUUUCAGCGACAACUCCAACGUCAAUGCACAAAGUCACGUCCCCAACAUGACUGAUUCUGAUGAUGAUGAGCCACUUUUUGCAGAGACUGGCACAUUUGAUGAUCCAGAUCAUUUUCAGCCCUUUGGGCCACCGGCUUUUCCAGCCAGCCAGGCUGUAUAUCCAACUCCGCCAGACGCCGUCAUGACACAUGCCACGCCUGGAUUCUCUUCCUUGGACGGGCUCGCAAUGACUCCGGCCAAUCUGCCCGGAAAGGUGUCAGAUUUCAUGCGACGUUCUGAUGUAGAAAUGCAGGACUUUGACGGAAUGAACAACGAUGGCGCCAUGAGUGGUUAUUACGACGAAGAUCUCUUCGAGGAGAUGACGGAGGAUCAAUUCGAACAAGGCAACGCAGCCGACGAACCAAACUGGGAUUUUUUUGAUCGUCCUGGAGUUGAUCUUAAACCAAGGUCGGCGGAGGAUGCGGGCGUGAAGGAUGCCGAUACUGCAAUGCAUGAUAUUGGUGACAACAAUGACUCCAAAGUACCAUUACAUGAGAAUGUGAAUGAUGAGAAGUACACAGAGCAGUCUGGCGUACUAAUCUCGCCUUCAGAAAGGAUUGAUUACCAUCAAUCUCUGGGUCCGACGGACCAAACCGAGAUGGUUGGGUCCAGUGAAACUGGUAAUCUUGAGCGCGUUAAGCUGCAGACAACGCAGGCGGCGGCAUUGGAUGGCGGGCAAUAUAAAUCUAGAACAACGGCUGCUCGUCGUCGGUCGAGCAUCUACGAAGAGGUCCGGCCACCUGGAAGAUCGUCUCACCAUGAUGACAAGUAUACUGCCAACGGUGGAUUCUGGUUCGAUCCUAAUCCGGUAGCUGUCUCUACUAACUCCUCGCUCAAGCUUUUGUCGGUAAUACAACGCUCGGCAUCAAGCUCCUCCGAGGAUGACGAAUCAAGUGACGGUGAUUCUUCUUCGCCAAAUCAAAUAUCCAGUGGCAGAAAAGCACUCGUUCCUUCACGCGCAUGGACAGAGUAUCAUCCAGGAUCUCCAAUGACCGUGACCCAUCAAAAUGAGUAUGACAAGGCCACAGCUGAGACAGACAUCAGACAGCUACUCGAAGUUCUCAAACCUGUUGCGAUACAACCCACACCUAUCAUAGAUAUCCGUACGACGAAUCAUGUCUUCCGACCCGAUGAGACGCUCGAUCAGAACCUUCUACAAAUUGCCCAGAUCUUGGUGGAUCAGGUCUCUCAGACUUCUUUGAUCUCUCAUGCAGAUCAAGACAACAAGCACAAAGUACUAACCGACGACCAUAUCGACAUUAUUGCCGAUCUUGGAGUGCUCGGUAGCUCUUCAAGCCCCAUGACUCUCUCUCAGCUAGUCUUGAUGAAAGCAGACACUCCCAAUGUGAGACCCCAAGGGAAGAUUUCCAAGUUGCAACCGAACCAGGUUCGCAUGAAACGCGCCGAUCAGCCACUUGUGGCUUCUUUGCCAAUCCUGAGUUUCUGGGAUACUCUGAAUCUACAACCUGCUCACGGCCUCAAAGACGCCAUAGCCUUUUGCGUCCAUCCCGAAGGUGAAGAUGUGGCAGACGGUUGCUCAAACCUUUUGCAGAGAAUGUCCGAUACGUACAACACCUGUGCACUAGGACUACAUACUGUGGGUCGCCUCAGUGGCAUGGCUGGUGACGGGAGAGUUUCGUAUUACAGCACAGCAGAGGCAUCAUCAAAUGUCCGUCAAGUUUGUCAAAAGAUGGGAAGCACGCUAGCAGCAGCUAGUGAUCUGACCGGCACAGUGCUCAUAUACAUGAUAAGUCAAGACGACAGUCCGGCCGCGUAUCUUGAGAUGUGUAAGGCUUUCAAUUGCCUAUUCGAAUCAUUUGCAGCCAAUACGGAUAGGAAGAGUAUUACGGAUAUGGCGUUGCAAAUAAUCCCCAGGAGUUUCGUGGCCAGCCCCGCGUCGCUGGUUGUGCCCCCUCAAGCAGCAUACCUGAAGCUGGCUCUCGAGGUGUACAAUCGACUACCGCCAAUAGAUAAUAGUCGUUCACCGGCCGCAUGCGAUGCUGCCAUUACUUUGGCAAAGGUGGAGAAUCCUGUUCAUCUGCAGCUUGCCUCAACUUUCGCUUCCCCACUAUCUAACAAUGGCGAUUAUCUUCAUCUUGCGUACUCGAUGACCCCCGACGGCCGGUGGAUCGCGGCGGCGUGGACAGAUGAACAAGGACGUAUAUCCCUCAGCAUGUCGUACUGUACCCGCUGGAAGGACUCGCGCCAGGUACGACCGCGACAAGAAAUCUUCAAGGAAAUGUGGCUUGUCUCUCAUGAUCUCAUGGGCAAGAAUAGGGGACUGUGGCGUCUCGCCAUUGUCAAACACGGCUUCUACAUGCCUCUGGAGCUGCAGGAAUGGCGUCAGGUCUUUGAGAGUUCAACAACAACCCAGAAACGGUGUUCGCCCAUGCUUCUCUCAGCACAUCUCGAAUCCAUGGUGAAGGUGUUCCCGCGUACAAUCACGGGCAAGUUGGUGCAGACGGGACAAAACGUGUUUGGCACUCCUGUGUCAACCCCACAAGCAGGAGUGACGUCGCCCGAUCAGCAUAUUCCCGCGACACCUACUCCUGGUGGUACUGCCGUGAUUAAUGCUCCCACGCCUCCAGAACCUGGCUUGGAUCCCAAUGUUGAACUUGACCUUACUCUGCUGGACCCUGCCGAGGAAAGUUGGGGGAUUAUCCUACCGUACGGGUUGAAUCAAUCGAAGAACAUGAUCGAAAUAAGGCCAGCGGUAGUGAGUGCUGUAUUGCUUAAGCGACGAGGCCCGAAAAUUGAGGAGGGAUUCAAUUCACUCGAAAUCAGUCUUGUGUAUUUAGCAUCCCAAGCAGCGGUCGGUUUCGGUCAGACCGCGCCGGACGAUUUGUUGGAGGAUGUCAUCAAACAAUAUCGGGGUCUUCUGACGUUAGGAGUAUCGCGAGGAUGUGUCGAUCCGUUGAAGGAAAGUCUUCCGUGGCAUGUCGCGACUGUGGCCCGAGGAAGCAGAGCACUGGGAGAGGUUCUAUGAUGACGUGGGAUGUACUACGUAUAGAGAGCUCGAUCGAAAGACAGGGUCUAUGAAAGUCCACGAGGUCCAAAGGCCCUCUUUCUCGGUAUAGUAUAAACAGUCAACAGCUAACAACCAACUAAUGAGGUAAUGAAAACUAUGGUCACG